GUGGAUUCCUCCUCCCUCAGACCCGGGAGCCCGGGCCCCGCCCCUCCAGCAGCCCCAGCUCCCGGCCACGCCCCUGGCCCCGGAAACUACCGCUCCCAGCGGUCGCCGCGCUCGGCUCCGGCCCCCGUAGUCCCCGCCCCUUCCGGAAGCGCAGUCCGUGGAGGCCCUGCCACACGUGGACGCGGGAGGCGUGGAGCUGCUCGUCUGCGUGGGAGCCGCGCCGAGGGCAUGAGCCGCUACCUGCUGCCGCUGUCCGCGCUGGGCACGGUGGUGGGCGGUGCCGUGCUGCUCAGAAUUUAGCCUCUGGAAUAUGGGCGAAGCAAAGAAUGGGGGUGGCUCUUAGAGCCGGAAAAGGCACCGGAGCACAUUCCCCCGCACCAGGAACCCAGCCCUGCCCACCCCUUGCUUUGAUUCCAGGGAGGCCCUUUUGGACCCCGUCCAGCAGGGACUAUGUCACUGGCGGGGCCUGUCCCAGCAAGGCCACUAUUCCCGGGAAGACCGUCAUAGUGACUGGCGCCAACACGGGCAUCGGGAAGCAGACGGCCUUAGAGCUGGCCAAGCGAGGAGGCAACAUCAUUUUGGCCUGUCGAGUCUUGGAGAAGUGCGAGGAGGCAGCAAGAGAUAUCCGCAGGGAGACCCUGAAUCACAGCGUCCGUGCCCGGCACCUGGACCUGGCCUCCCUCAAGUCCAUCCGAGAGUUUGCAGCCAAGAUCAUUGAAGAGGAGGAGCGAGUGCACGUCCUGGUCAACAAUGCGGCCGUCAUGCAGUGCCCCCACUGGACCACUGAGGACGGCUUUGAGAUGCAAUUUGGUGUUAACUACCUGGGUCACUUCCUGUUGACACACUUGCUGCUGGACAAGCUGAAAGCCUCAGCCCCUUCUCGGAUCGUCAACCUCUCGUCCUUGGCCCAUGUUGCUGGGCACAUAGACUUUGAUGACCUGAACUGGGAGAAGAAGAAGUACAACACGAAGGCUGCGUACUGCCAGAGCAAGCUGGCCGUCGUCCUCUUCACCAGGGAGCUGAGUCGGCAGCUGCAAGGCACUGGCGUGACUGUCAAUGCUCUGCACCCUGGCGUGGCCAGGACAGAACUGGGGAGACACACCGGCAUGCACAGCUCUGCCUUCUCCAGCUUCGCGCUCGGUCCCAUCUUCUGGCUGCUGGUCAAGAGCCCCCAGCUGGCAGCCCAGCCCAGCACUUACCUGGCUGUGGCAGAGGAAUUGGAGGGCAUUUCUGGAAAGUACUUUGAUGGCCUCAAGGAGAAGGCUCCAGCCCCUGAAGCUGAGGACGAGGAGGUAGCCCGGAGGCUUUGGGCUGCAAGUGCCCACCUGGUGGGCCUCGAGAUGCCUGGUGGGGCCUCUGUGAAGGGGCAGUUCCUCCCCAAAUAACCUCUGGGAGCAGGUGUGGAAACCACCUGGGAGGCUGAAUCACCAGGAUCCAGCAGCACGGCCAGUCGAGUCACCACCACGCCCACAGCCCUCUGGAUGGCAGUAGUGGCAGAGGCACGCUGGCUGCCACACCCACAGCGCCCUCCAGGGGGCAGUAGUGGUUGGGGCACACUGGCUGCCAUGCCCAGGGCCCCCCAGGUGGCGGCAGUGGCCCUCUUCUUGCUGCCGUCUCCUGGUGCUGACUGCCCGGGUGGAGUGCCGUGCCCUGCUGACAGCAGGCAUCGCCAGAUGCCUCCUUGGGGACCUGCUGAGUGAGGAGUGGGCUCGCUGUGUUGUGGCCACGUCAGGAGAGCUAGUGGCGUGGGGUGGACCGUGUGGCCAUUGGAAAAGUUGACAGGCGUGCGGCCAAGCUCAUGGCUCCCUGUGUGCCCUGUGCACCUCACGUGUCCUCUGAGCCUUGGUUUCUCCAGCUGGGAAAUGUGCCUAAUGACCGGACCACCUCCUGGGACCAGGUGUUGGCGAGCGAGUUACCGCCUGGCCCAUGGGUGGCCGUGGUGCGGUCCUUGCAAACGGUGACGCAAGGGCCUUCCAAAGCCGGUGUGCUGAGGACACAGAUCCCGGGCCUGGUGCCUGCAGCCCGGUGGGGUGGCAUGACGCGAGAAACCUGCCAGCUGUUGCUGCGAGGGAAGAAGUGGGGUGCCCAGGUCACGGCCUCCCCUCAACCCCGUGGUGGCUGAAACCGUUAGACUCUGAACUUGCUCUUUAACAAAAGUAAUACAAAACCCAGCUGAG
This is a messenger RNA of Manis pentadactyla (Chinese pangolin), 2177 nucleotides long. It is a transcript of the gene RDH13, whose product is annotated as retinol dehydrogenase 13. The record is from RefSeq and is a predicted model, not a curated record. Bases 327 to 1385 code for a protein of 352 amino acids. The transcript has 8 exons. Gene Ontology annotation, molecular function: oxidoreductase activity. Lineage: Eukaryota; Metazoa; Chordata; Mammalia; Pholidota; Manidae.